ACAAUCUCGCAGUCUAAUCCAGAGAGUGAGGAUGCAUAGCAGCAGUGAUAUGUGUCGAAUCAACACGGAUAACCACUUCUUUCGGCUGUGAUUGACAAAAGCCCGCUAAUACUUUGUUCAUUUAGUCCCAGGAGACCAUUUUUUAACCUUAAGCAGCCGGAUUUCAAUCUCAUCCGGACCGGGACUUUGCAGACGUUACGUUGGGACAAUGGAAUCCAACGUGAACAGUAUCCGCCCUCAGAGGCUACAGCCGGGGAUCGGAUUCGGUUCAGGACCGACCGGGACCCUCCGCUCAUCUCUCCGGCCUGGGGUAACCGUCCCCAUCGCACCGCUCCUUCCCUCCCCGGUGCUGCUGGCCGCCUCGUCCGGGCCUCCUCCUCCGCCGCCUCCGUUACAGCUCCACAGCUUGUACGGCGGGUUGGGAGCCGGGCUGGGGCCGGGGGCUGCCGGACACUGUAACCCGGGGAACCCGGCGGUGCUGAAGGAGGCGGUGGAGGCUGUGGUCCGCAGCUUCGCCAAACACACACAAGGUUAUGGCAGAGUAAACGUGGUGGAGGCCUUACAGGAGUUUUGGCAGAUGAAGCUUACCAGAGGGGCCGACCUGAGGAACGGAGCUCUUGUCGUUUAUGAAAUGGUCCCAUCCAACAGCCCUCCUUACGUUUGCUAUGUGAGUCUUCCUGGAGGAAGCUGCUUCGGAAGUUUCCAGUUCUGUCCCACCAAAGCAGAGGCGAGACGCAGCGCUGCCAAGAUUGCCCUGAUGAACUCUGUUUUUAAUGAACAUCCUUCCCGCCGCAUCACGGACGACUUCAUCGAGAAGAGCGUCAGUGAGGCGCUGGCCACCUUCAAUGGCAACAGAGAAGAGGCUGACAAUCCCAACACAGGAAUUGGAGCCUUUCGCUUCAUGCUCGAGUCCAACAAAGGAAAAUCCAUGCUGGAGUUUCAGGAGCUGAUGACUGUGUUCCAGCUGCUGCACUGGAACGGGAGUCUCAAAGCCAUGAGAGAACGACAGUGUUCCCGACAGGAGGUGCUGGCUCACUAUUCCCACCGGGCUCUGGACGACGACAUGCGCACUCAGAUGGCCGCCGACUGGGUGAACCGAGAGCAGAGCGUAGCGGGAACUAUCGGGCAAGAGGUGGCGUCCACAGAGCGAGAACUGGAGGACGCCAGGCUGGCGGGCAGAGAGCUGCGAUUUUACAAAGAGAAGAAAGACAUCCUGAUGUUAGCUGUGGGUCAGCUCAGUGCAGCCAACACGGCCACCCUGCCCUCACACUAAAAAAAAAACAAACACCGCCAUCUAUUGAGGAAAGAAGCUUUCACACUCUGUCGGAUUCCUGGUAACAGUAACAGUUACUACUUAUACAUAAAGGUGACUUGUCUGAACUUAUGUAUCUUGUGUUUGGGUUUGAGGACCAGGUGAUUAGGCCUUCACUUACAGUGUGCACAUCAGUCCAUGGAACACAAACUUACAUCACCGCUCUAGCCGUUACCUCUUUGUGCCUAGUGAUUACAGGAUAACCACGCUUUCUUAAAAAAAAAGAAAAGAAAAACGCCCAUAAACAUGUUUGACAUACCAGCUGACUUAGAGGGUUUCAUACUUUUUAAAAUAUUUCUUACUUCAUUUACUCAAAGUAGACCUGCAGAAAGAAAUCCUGCCUUUGAUCCGUGAAUGUACAGGAAAGAGAUCUUAACCAAACUGAUCUGAUCAAAAGUUUGGAUCAUUCUGAAGUUCAUUUCAACAUGAUUUAUACCAUUUUCAAGCGUAUAGCAUUUCAGAUCCUGGCAGAUGAAAGUUUAAAAAUGUAUGGGUCUUAAAACCUUAAUAAGAAGUACUCGAUGUGUGUGUGUGUGUGUGUGUGUGUGUGUUAAUAAACAAAAUACUUCAGAAGCACAAAAAAGCAAAGACAACAACAGUGUAAGGAUCCACAAAGAUAACCAAAUGAAUACACAUCCUUAUUCUGCCUGUUCUAAUGACAGUAAAGGUUAGUAUGUGGAACAGAUAACUGGCUUUCUAGUAAGCAUAAAAAUCAUGUUACAUUUUGAGGGUACUUUGCAAAAAUGUCAGCAGGUGACCGAUUGCUCUGACAGCAGCUCAGGUUUUUUUUUCUUUUCUUAAAUCAGAUAGUGAACCAUUGCUUUUCUUUUCUUUCCUAUUUUUCUGUGAAGGCGUUGGACAUAUAUUUAGCGUUUCUUGUAUACUUGGUGACCGUGACACCAGCUGAAUGUACAUUGUUUUUUUUCCAGUGAGCUAUCAACUAAAGGAUCUGCAAAGUGUUUAACAUUUAGACUAUUGAGAUACUCUUGUGAUACAGAUUGUGUUUGUCAUGUGCUUCGUCUGGCAGAAACAAGGACUAGCCACACUGCGGUGAUUGAAGGGGGAAUGUGAAGGCAAAAAAAAAAGAAAAAAGGAGUUGAGGGCUCUUUUAUUGAGAUGAUUCAUCGAGUGUGAGUCACAGUACUGAAAACAAAAACAGUACCAGCACUUGUGUUGAUGUUUGUUUUUUUAAAUAAUGGAAGAAAAGUUUGAUUGUAAAAAGUGUUAGUGGGCUAAAACAAUGUACCACCUUUCAAAUAUCUUAAUGUUGAAGGACCUUUUUUUGUCUAAAUGUGAUACCUUUAUUUUUUUUAAUAUCUAUCUAAAAUGUAUUGAAUACAUUAUAAGGAUGAAGGCAUUUCAUGUGGUAGCCUUUGGAAGACCCCAUGUGACGGAAGUGAGAGUUUGAUUGGUAAUAUGUGGCUCCGUUUUGGAAGGAGUUGUGGGCACAGAGUUAUGCGAGUAAAACGGCAGAAGUCUAACUGCUGAAUGAUGGAUAAUCAACAACAGCAGGAUGUGAUUACACUAAAUCUGAGGAGACAGCAAAUAGAAAACAAAGAACAGAGAAGGAGUAUGAUUCAAACCAGGACCCGUUUUAUUGUUUUAUUACCCUAUAUCUUGCUUGAGAUCAUUGUGCCUUUAUGAAAAACAGUUAGACAUGUAAAAAACACUAAACUGUAUCCUAAUGAGGUCUUAAAAGAAGCAUUUUACAGCGUUUCUUUUUUCUUUAUGUUGAAGAUGGACUUGGUAAAUGGACUUGAGCUUAUAUAGCGCUUUUCUAGUCUUCCGACUACUCAAAGCUCUUUUACACCACCUGUCACACCGAUAAAACUAUGAAUUUCAUGCUAUAUUACUGUUACAGAACCUUAAAGGAAUAUAUUGACCUUUUUUCUGGAAAUGUGCUUCUUGGCAGAGUGUGAUAUAAGAUGAUUGAUACCACUUUUGUAUCUUUUUACUACAUAUAAUGCUAAGUUAGCUUAGCUUUUAGUAUGAAGACAGGAAACAGCUAGACUUGCUUUGUCCAGUGUAAUAAAAUAUGUUAAUCAUCUCACCUGAAACUGACUUAUGAAAAGAUGUUUCUUAAUGUUGUAAAAAAGUUGAAAAUAUACAUCCUUGGUAACGAUAUGGGAUGAUUUACUGCUGGAGUCAACUCACAGCCAUGAAACAGUCUGACUAUCCCUUUGUUUGGCAAAGCUUAUUAUUUACAGUACAAGUCUGAAAGUAGAAUUAAUCGUGAUCUGAUAUGUCACCAGAAAGUACAUUUCCCAAAAUUUCUACUCCUUGAAUAUGUUACAUGUCCUUUGAUAAUGAAAGAUUCAUUAAAUCUUGUUACCUUUGAUUUGCAUGUAUAAGCAUUAUAUAUUGUUUGUUUGGUACUCAAUUUGCAAAGUUUGUCUGCAGCACAAAUAGGAAAAUGUCUCUGUUUUGUUUUCUUUGUGGCAGAGUUCCUGCACCUCUCCAUUUAGUAAGUAAUGAAAAGUUCAAAUUAAUCUUUGGACUGAGACAAUGAACACGUUGAGAUCACAAGUUUUCAGCUCGAGUACAACCUUGUUACUGACACAUUUUCCUUCUCACUUGUUUUUUUCUUACUCCUCUAAGCUGCAAAUUCAUUUGAGAAAAAAUCAACAAAUCUAGUGCCCAACAAAACAACCUCAAGUCCAGUUCAAUGACAUACUGUACUUUAAGUGAACUCAUGCCAAGGCUGAAUGACAAAAAAGAACUAGAGAAUAUACAAGUAUUUUGAAUGAGCUUGUCACAAGUUAAUGAAUUGUUUUCAGCAUUUUUCUUAUCAUUUAGAUGAAUUUUAUGUGUGUGAUUUUUGACAAUAAGCCAUUAAUCUCUGAGCUCUCUUCUAACAACGCCUUUGACCUUUCUUUGUGAUCAUUAUCAGUGAUGGUUUUUUAAGCAAUUUAUUUUGUUUGCUAUGCAUUUUAUUAAAAAAAGAAAAGUAUUGGCCUUAAUGACUUUUAUGCAUGAUGUGUUGAUUAAGUUUAGUUUGUAUGUUUCAUUUUCUACACAGUAUUUUCUUUUUUUUUGAGUGUUUCUCCAGGCCCUUAUUGUAUGUAUUUUAUAUGAGCAUUUUGUAUCCUGUGUUUAUACUUUUAGUAGAUUUUUAUGAUGUAAUAAAAUGGCUCAUACAAAUUUUCAA
Labrus mixtus (cuckoo wrasse) is the source of this 4460-nucleotide messenger RNA. It is a transcript of the gene lix1l, whose product is annotated as limb and CNS expressed 1 like. Gene Ontology annotation, cellular component: cytoplasm. The record is from RefSeq and is a predicted model, not a curated record. The transcript is spliced from 6 exons. Bases 209 to 1273 code for a protein of 354 amino acids. Lineage: Eukaryota; Metazoa; Chordata; Actinopteri; Labriformes; Labridae. Gene Ontology annotation, biological process: autophagosome maturation.